CUGAAAGCCAGGCCUGGAUCCCCUCCUCUCCGCCACGCCGGAGUCGGUAGUUCUGCCUCCAAGGCGGCGGUUGGUACAGUCUGGGGUGCCGAGCCCCGCCCCUCGGGCAGGGUCGCCCCGCCCCUUUCCACUCCUCUCUCUCCGCUUCGGUUAGGCCAGGCGUGGCGAGAGGCGGGCGCUGCGGUCAGUCCGGCUUCCCGACCUCCGGCUCGGCUCCGUUCACGACUGGGCGGGGAGGCAGAGGAUGGAAGUGGGUUUAUCGGCCUUUACGUUGUAUCUAGUCAGCGCCAGCAGCCCUGUGGCGGCGACAGCGAUGGACCGGGAGCCAGUGAGCUGUGCGGAAGGAGAAGCAGUCGCAGCCUCAGGAGCUGCGGCUGCGGCGGCGUUCAGGGACUCUGCGCAGCAGAUGAGUCACGAAAGAGGCUUUGAAAAUGUAGAACUGGGAGUCAUCGGAAAAAAGAAGAAAGUCCCAAGGAGAGUCAUUCAUUUUGUCAGUGGUGAAACAAUGGAAGAAUACAGCACAGAUGAAGAUGAAGUUGAUGGCCUGGAAAAGAAAGAUGUUUUGCCUACCGUUGAUCCGACAAAACUUACGUGGGGCCCCUACUUAUGGUUUUACAUGCUUCGAGCUGCCACGUCAACCCUCUCAGUGUGUGACUUUCUCGGAGAGAAGAUUGCGUCUGUUUUGGGCAUCAGCACCCCAAAAUACCAGUAUGCCAUUGAUGAGUAUUACCGGAUGAAGAAGGAGGAGGAGGAGGAGGAAGAAGAAAACAGGAUGUCUGAAGAAGCAGAAAGACAAUACCAAAAGAAGCUGCAGGCUGAUUCCACUGUUCAGACAGAUCAACCAGAAACAGUGGUAUCUAAUUCAUUUGUGAAUCUCAAUUUUGAAAUGGAGGGAGAUUGUGAAGUAAUUGCAGAAAGCAAACAAAAUCCAGUCUCUGUUCCACCAUAGAAUGUGAUGAUUCUCAAACUUCAAACCUUAAGGUGGUUUUCAUAUCAGGAACUUUGACAUUAUUCAGUAAUACUUAAUAUAGUUAUUUAUAUUUUAAAUUAUUUCCUGGAAAGGGGAAAAUGUUUCUUUAUCCUUAGGCUCUAUCUAGCAAAAGUCAGAUCUGAAAUUUGGAUAUUUGUACUAUGCUUUUACUGUGUGUCAAAUUAGUGUUUUGGUUUUAAAAUGAUAUUUAUAAAAAAGUAAAGGACAUUUUAGACCCCUAACUGCAAUUAAGAAGAAUUAAAUUAUCAUGAUUGUCUGUUAUUUGUGUUUAUAAAAAAAAUUGGUAACUUGCUGAUUAAGGCUAAUUUGAGCUGAUGUUCCUAAUUUCAAAGAAAAAUGAGGAUUUUUUUCCCCUAGAUCUUUUCACUGUUAUUUCUUCCAUUUAUAUAUCUAACCAUUAAUUUCAUACUAAGGAUGAUUCACUGAGUUUGUAAUAAAAGGGGCAAGAUAAAAGCACUUUGAAUUUUAUUUUCUUGAAUAUAUUUUAUGGAACGGUGAUUGAAUUUAUAACACCAAAUAUUAAAAUAGGUUUCCUUUUUUUUAUGUAGGUUAUUUAAUCUUUUCCGUAGUUAUUCAAAUUAAAUAACUAUCUUUGAACAUAAUGUUAAAAUACUAAGUUACUGAAUGAAUUUAUUAAUGUAUUUGUUUUCAAGUGGCAGUACCUAGUGUCCACAUGGCAUCCUGGUUAUGUCACUCAUUCAGUCCUCAGUGCCUCCUAUGGGCCAGGUACUUACAGGGAGGGGCCUGGGAUUGGGAGACAGAGGAAGAGUUAACCCACCAGGGGCUCACUGUUAAAUAUUGUACGAGGUGCAGUGGUAGCAUAAUGAAGGUAGUUGUCAUUUACCACUUCAAAGUAACAACAAUAAAGUGGACAGUUUGCCUGACCCAGGUGGGCCAUCUGUCUAUCCACUGUGUUAUUAGCCAAACUUAUAAAAAUACAGUAUGAAAUUAAUUUUUAAAUAUUCUUAAAUAUGGGUUCAGAAUCUUAUGUAUGAUUUUGAUUUGUAACUAAAUGUAGGAAAGGAAGAGUAUGUAGCAGAGUUCAGAUAUUGCUGCUAUUAAAAGCCUAUUCACAAACUUAAAAAGCCUUUAGAAAUUAAUGAGUAUUGAUAGCCAUCUAAACAGCAUUAAAUUUUCAAUCUCAAAUAUAUCUAUGUAAAAUACAGAGAAACUCACAACACACAUACAGUGGGCCUGUUAUGGAACUCUGUUAUCAGUGAACAUCUAGCCACUAAGUUCAGUUUUUUAACUGAAAUUUGAAGAAUUUAUGAAAGAUAAUUUUUCAUUAGGGAUAUUUGGUUACAUGGAUUCAUAGUGUGGUUCAUGGCAUGUGACAGUAAUCUUAUUAGUAGUGGGUAUAAACUACACAAUUUAGUGUUUCAGGGACUAAUCAUCAGAUUAUGUAAUUAAUGGCACUGUAAAUUAUAGUUUACCAGUAGCUCUAAAGCACGGUAACCUGAAAACUAGAAACUAUUCUAAUUAUAGCAGAAGGAAGAUAAUGACUUCUAUUAUAUGUUUUAUGUUUCUUGAAUUUUACUUUCUUGUCCAACAAUGGCUGGUUUGUAAUGUUUAUAUGGUUAUACAGUGUGCCUUAAAUUUUUAUAUUUUUAUUUAUGCAAACUAGAACAUUUCCCAUAAAUGCAUUAAAUGGUUUUCUUAUUUUUAAGCCUCCUUCAGUUUUUCUUACUUUCAACCCUUUUAAUAUUUACCAUUCCCUCUGGAUCAUAGUUCAUGAUAUUCUGUCUCCUCUUCUAAUCUUUCAUAUCUUACAAACUAAACAUAGUGUAACUGAGACCUUUUACAGUGAGUUCAAUUCUCUAAUGACAAUCCUUAACAAAUGAAGUUACCCCUGGUACUGGUUAAUAAAGCUAGACAUAUUUUUUUAUACCAAUGAUUUCAAUUAAAGUAAAAUAUUAACUUAAAUACUUUUUUUAAUCAUAUCUAAACACUUCUAACCCAGAAAUGAAAUGAAUGGGAAAGUUUGUAAUCUCUGAUAUACAUAAUAUUUUAGUAGAAUACUCAAGGUUAAAUUACCGCAUUAUAGUUUAACUAUUUUUCAGAUAUUCAAAAAAUUUUUUAAAGAUUUUAUUUACUUUCAGAGGGUAAGGGAGGGGAAAGAGAGGGACAGAAACAUCAAUGAGUGGUUGUCUCUUACAUACUCCACACUGGGGACCUGGCCCUCAACUCAGGCAUGGGCCCCAACUGGGAUUUGAACCAGUGGCCCAUUGCUUCGCAAGCCGGCACCCAGUCCAUUGAACCACAGCAGCCAGGGAUAGGUAUUUAGGUUCUUAAUGACCAAUGUCAGAAACAUUCCCUGAAAACUUCCUUUAUUCCUAAAGGUUACACAGAUUUUAAGUGGACCUCUUCUACCUUCACCAGAUCAUACUUGCCUUAUUUGAGCUAAGUGGAACCAGAAUUUACUGCUUCCUAAUUUGAUACUAUUGCUUCCAAACUAUUAAUUCCAAUAAUGAGAACAUUUGCUGUGUUCUAUAGGCAUGUGAAGUAUUUUAUUUAGACCAUUUCUAAGGAUUCUGCUUCAAAGGUUUUACAUACAGCAUUCAACUUAUCUUAAUGAAUAUAGUCUAGUCUUUGAGAGAUCAUGUAUCAUCAAGGUCUGCAGAAUUUUCAUUGUCAUUUGCAACAAGGGCUUCCCUGUUCUCGUAAGUCCAGAAGCCAUUCAGAUCGAUCAGAAUGGUGGUGACUGUGUCUCCUUGAUUACUGUUGAUUAAAUCCUGAAGAGAGAUUUUCAAAGGAUCCUUUGGUUUUACCAUGUCGAAGAUUUCAUCCUGCAAGAGAGAAAAAAUACAAUGAAAUCUGAUAUAUGACUCAUUUAAUUUCUACCACACAGUGACCUAAAAUUCAGCACUUAAGCUUAUGUAAAAUUUAUAUUCCAGUUUUUUCUUUUCCAUUCAACAGAUAGGUAGUUUCCUUUAUGUACAAUCACAGAAUUGCAUUGGAAGAGUCCCUCAGGUAGGUGAUAACUAUCCCUCACUGAGGAAUAAACAGGCUCAGGGUCUGAGCUAACACAACCUACAUAGCUAAUUAAUAGCUAAACUGUCUAAUGCAGUGUUCUUUGAAUGCAUGUUAACUACUUUUCUUUUGUUGGUGGUAAAACAAAGCCUUCAUUUAAUUUAAAUGCAAAUUCAGCUCAAAGUAAAAACUUAAAUGCUUCAGAACCAAGACUAUGAUAAAGAUUUAUUUCCAAAUUUGAUGUCAACCUUUUACUCUGGACCUAGGAUGGGGAUGGGGGUUGGUAUUAAAGAAUUAGUCAUCCAGAAUGACAUGAAAUUGUGCUAAAACUUGCUGAAUAGAUGGAAGAACUUCUGUUAUGAAAUGUACUGUAUGAAUGAGUAUUUAUAAGGAAUCAGUACAUGUUUUCUAAGCUUUUGGAGUAAAACUCAGUAUUUAAUAUCAUUAAAGGAGGAAAAUUGCAUUUUUAAAAGAUUAGAACAAUUCAGGUAAAUGAAAUUAUGCACUUUUAUAUGUUUGUGAAACUUCCUUUUCUAGGUUGGUGGCCAUUUAAAACAAACUAGUUCUUAAAUUGCAUGUUGCAAUAGUUUAAAACGGAUCUCAUUUAUAUUAAACCAAAUAGCUCUUUUUCUUAUACUUGGUUAAAAUUCAAUGAGUUAUUUUAUUACAUUACUCAACUUGAACCUGAAUUGAUGCUGGAUACUUACUUCGGGGGAAAGUCUCAAUACUAAAGUGCCAAGUAGCAGCAUGUGUUUCAAUAGUGGUACUUUUCAUAUUGUAGAAUUGAUGUCUCUUUAAACUAAACAUGUGCCCCGACCUAAACAGUUUCCAAGUUAAAGAUUCAGUUUAUGUUGGAAUGGUUUGCCAAAGAUGCAAGCCAUAUUGAGUCCCUUAAUUUUCAAUAAAAAUGAAGGAAUGAUUUCAAUGAGAACAGAAGAGUGAAAAUGUUAAAAUCAAACUACAAAAAUCAUUAGUCAAAACAUGGCCUUAGUUUCUAGUGACUUAAAUAUCUUUGGAACAAUAACAGCAAAUACUUGAUUUGGUUCAGUACUUUAUAGGUCAUAAGUUGUUUUCAUAUAAAAUUUCACUUAAUACAAAUGGUUAUCUAAUGUUAUGUAAAUUAAAGGAUAAAGUAACCUUGACAUCUUGAAAUGAAACAGGAUCUUGUCCAUGGAUUUUCAUUAGUUCCUGUAUGGCCUGUAUUUAGCAGAAAUAAAUCUGUAAAUAAAAAAUAAAAUAUACA
Phyllostomus discolor (pale spear-nosed bat) is the source of this 5204-nucleotide messenger RNA. It is a transcript of the gene FAM177A1, whose product is annotated as family with sequence similarity 177 member A1. The coding region runs from base 245 to 949 and encodes 234 amino acids. The record is from RefSeq and is a predicted model, not a curated record. The transcript is spliced from 5 exons. NCBI's taxonomy places the organism in Eukaryota, Metazoa, Chordata, Mammalia, Chiroptera, Phyllostomidae.